Messenger RNA from Schistocerca americana (American grasshopper), 666 nucleotides. Its product is annotated as unconventional myosin-Va-like. NCBI's taxonomy places the organism in Eukaryota, Metazoa, Arthropoda, Insecta, Orthoptera, Acrididae. The coding region runs from base 75 to 659 and encodes 194 amino acids. The record is from RefSeq and is a predicted model, not a curated record. The transcript has 5 exons. Gene Ontology annotation, molecular function: GTPase binding.
AACCCAAACGGAGCUUGUCAAGUAUACAGCCAUUGGAGACACUCUUGCAGGAAUUAAAUUCUAUUCAUAAAAUUAUGGAGUGCCAUAGUCUUGACUCAGAGAUUAUUCUCCAGAUAUUUAGGCAGAUUUUUUACUUCAUCUGUGCCAUUUCACUGAAUAACCUACUGCUUCGAGAGGAUUUGUGUCAUUUGACUAAAGGAUGGCAGAUAAGGCGUAAUCUGUCACAUCUUGAACAGUGGUGGUGUGACACAACAAGAAAGUCAUUGCCCGUCUUCUCAAUAGAUUUUUUGAAGGAUUCCAUGAAGCCAGAAACCUUACAGCCCAUAAUUCAGGCAUCCCACUUGCUAGACGCUCAUAAGCUGGAUGAGAAUGUUCAGAAUGUAUGUGAUAUGUGCGAUAAGCUUUCAGUGGUUCAGAUAAUCAAAAUACUCAAUCUACUUACAACCAUAGAUGAAUUUGAAGAACAUGUUCCUGUCAGUUUUAUUCACAAGGUACAGGCCAAGCUUCAGGAAAGAAAUGAACCUCAGGAACAGGUUACAUUGCUGAUGGACACAAAAUUCACAUUCCCAGUAGUAUUUCCUUUUAAACCACCAAAAAUUAAGCUUGAAUAUAUAGAAGUACCAGAGGAACUGGAUUUACCUAUGCUGAAGAAAGUUUAAAAUUGAG